Messenger RNA from Motacilla alba alba, 742 nucleotides. RefSeq names its product nucleolar protein 8-like. Lineage: Eukaryota; Metazoa; Chordata; Aves; Passeriformes; Motacillidae. Gene Ontology annotation, molecular function: RNA binding. The record is from RefSeq and is a predicted model, not a curated record. The coding region runs from base 1 to 594 and encodes 197 amino acids. The transcript has 5 exons.
AUGCCCCGGAGAAGGAAUCAGCGUCACCGGCAUCCCCCCAGAUGCAGCCGCUCCCGCCUGCAGCGCCGGGCCUCGAAUCAACGUGUGCGGUCCAGGAGUCCCCAGGACAGGAGCAGGAGGACAGCAGCGAGUGCUGAGAGGCCCAGGCCCAGGGGGACACCGUCGGGGACGUCCCGCAGGAGCAACCGCUCCCCCGAGCGACGUCGCACCUCAACUCGGACCUCCAACAGCAGCACCUCACGCGUGAGUGCUUUCAAGUUUUCCUCCUUUGGAGACACAGAGGAGUUGGGCAUCAAAGAAGAGCCUUACGUACUUGGAACAAUAAAGCCGGCAAAAGUCACAUGGCAAGAGGAUCCACGUUUCCAAGACAGCAGUUCUGAGGGUGAUGAUGAGCCUGAGGUGUCAGAAAUUGGAAAGGACCAAGAAAUGUUUCUUUCUUUACCACGCACAGAAAGUGCGAGAGUUUUCUUCUUCUCCCAAGAUGAUGAACGCCUAGGAGAGGGCCCAAAGUUAUUCUGUAGAUUAGUAGAGCUCAAGGAAGAAAAAGAGGGUUGGGAAGACAGACGUAGAUCAUUGCUUGAGGUGAGUAUGUAACAUCUGCUCCCUGGUAACUCUAGGUGAAAGCUGAGCAUGGGGAGGGAAUGCAGGUAUGAAUGUGCAUGCAAACCUAAUUCAGGACCUCGAGAAGAGCCUUAAAUUUGUAGACCAGGGAAGAGAGGUUUUUUAGCGUACCAGUAUGUAU